This is a messenger RNA of Pseudonaja textilis, 2454 nucleotides long. It is a transcript of the gene BMP15, whose product is annotated as bone morphogenetic protein 15. Gene Ontology annotation, cellular component: extracellular region. NCBI's taxonomy places the organism in Eukaryota, Metazoa, Chordata, Lepidosauria, Squamata, Elapidae. The record is from RefSeq and is a predicted model, not a curated record. Gene Ontology annotation, molecular function: growth factor activity; cytokine activity.
UAAACGGCGGCGGCGGCGGCGGCGCGCUGCUGUUUAGCCCGGCGCAGCCGCUCCGGCUCCCCAACCCGCUGGCCUGGCUGCGGCUGCUCGGGGGCCUCGCCUGGGACUGCGAGGCUCGCCCGCCUCCCUGCCUUCGCUGCGUCCGUCCCCUCCCCCCGAGACGAUGCUCCCGUCGGGCUGCCCGGCUCCUGCCUUGUGACCCCGCGCCUCAGCGCAGCCGGAGGCCGCCAUGGCCGGGCUGGAGCCGUGCAGCGCUUCUCUCCUGCUGGCGCUGCUCCUCCCCCUGGCGCUGCCUUUGGAAGGCGGGAGGGAAGCGCAAGGCUCAGAGGCGCCGGCCGCCCCCGCCGCCCCCGGGGCCCCUUCCCUGCCGCUGAUGCAAAGGCUCCUGGGCCAGGCGCCCCCCCGAGCCUGGCUCCCCGGUCUGAGCCGGAGGCGAGUCAGCGGGCAGCCGCUGCGCUACAUGCGGAACCUCUACCGGAGCGUGGCGGACCCGCACGGACGGCCCCGCCGGGACGGGCGACUCUCCAGCAACACGAUCCGCCUGGUCCGGCCCUCGGCCAAGGCCCGCCAGGCUGCGGCAGGCCCCUGGUUCAUCUGGGCCCUUGACUACCGCCUGGAAGUGCAAGCGCCAGCCCAGCGCCUGGUCCGAGCUGUUGCUGUCUACAUCCAGCGUCCAUCCUCGCCUCACGGUCCCCUCUGGUGCACAGCCACUCUGCUCCCUGGUGGAAGCGCCCUGCCGGAGGUGAUGAUCAGCCCAGCUCUGCUGAAGAAUUCCACUGCCACACCUGCUGCGGACAGCUGGGUGGAACUGGACCUCUCCUCGCACCUCCAGCCGUGGUCCUGGGCUGCCCAGAAUAGCCACCUUCUCCGCCUGCAUCACGCCUGUGCCUUCCUGGACUGGGCCUGGAGCUCUCCCCGUGGGCCUGGUGGGGAACCCCCCCCCUCCCUGGAGGAUCCCUUCUUGCUGCUUUACCUCAAUGACACCUGGACACCCCUCCGGGCUCCCGUGGGAGGGGAGCUCCCCCAGAGCUCUGUCCGUGGGCACAGGAUGCGCCGGGCUGAGAAGCUGGACCUCUCCCUGCCCCGCUACAGCCGCCACGGCCCCAGCACUAAGCAGAACGCGUGUGCCCUCUACCCGCUUCGUGUGACCUUUCGCCAGCUGGGCUGGGACCACUGGAUCAUCGCCCCCCACUCGUACCGGCCCCAGUACUGCAGGGGGACCUGCCCCCGGGUCUUGCGCUAUGGCUACAACUCUCCCAACCACGCCAUCGUCCAGAACCUGAUCAAUGAGUUUGUGGACUCGAACGUCCCUCGCCCGUCCUGCGUGCCCCACGAGUACAGCCCUGUGGGUGUCCUCAUGAUUGAGCAGAAUAACAACAUCCUGUUCAAGGUGUACGAGGACAUGAUCGCCAAGUCCUGCACCUGCCGGUGAGCAUCCUGACAACAAACUCUGUGAGCUGCCCCGCCUCCCUGGGCUUCCGCUCGCUCCCACCCACUGCCUUGCACCGAGAGAGAAUCCAGAUUUUAAAGCAUUUGGCAAGUUUUCACUUGGAUCCAAGUCUCUUCUUUCCGAGGGGCACAGAGGACUAGCACCUUGGUUGGGCUGUUUUACAAAAGGAUUUUUAUGCACAGGUUGGCAGGUUCUCCUCCUCUUCUUUUACCAGAAAAAAGUAUGCAGGUACUCCUGGAAUGAUUUCAUCCUGUCAGAACUUGGUGGAGAACAGUUGAAGGAAGCGCAGCUGGCCCUCCUGGGAAGGGGUGCAGUGGAGCAGGUGGGGCCUCGGGAGGCAGGAGAUGUGAAGAUGGGCUGUCCUGGGGUCAUGCUGAGGCAGGAAGGCUCCCUCACCAGCGCUUGUCUCGUGGCCUGCAUGAGCAUCUUGAUGCCGGGGGCCACUGUCCCUUUCGGCCCAGCAGGGUGGCUCUAUCCUGCAGUCCAGUCCGAAGAAAACGGGUGUGCAGGUGCUGCAGCCACAGGUUUCUUCCCCCCUGCCCCCCCCCGAGGCCCCCUUCCCCCCCCCCCCCCAGCCAGUGCCCCCUCCCCCAGCAAGAGCUGUGUGGUCUCUGGACUACUCGAACCUCCCUUUUCUGUUCCUGCUGCUUGAGGGGUGCUGCUCUGUGGCCAGUUCUUUGCGCUGCUGCUUGUACCUCUCACUCUGCAAAUAAAGGCCCACUCACACCUGCAACCCUGUGAGAGGCCAAGCAGUGAAUUCCCAGAAGAAUUUGAAAAGAAGACUUUCAGGUGGAGGAAGAGCCCGCUGGAGGCUGUUUUGGAAGCAAAGGGGCCUUUCAAACCAAGGGAGAGGGGUUUAGGGGUGUGUUGUCUUUCUCUUCCCCCUUAUUUCUUUGCACUUGUCGCCUACCUGGCCUGAAAAAACUGCCAUAACUUGGAAAAACUUUCUAUUUAUUGAACGGUGUAUUUAAAUGAGAUCCUGCAAUAUAAAGAUAGUUUCUGUU